Mangifera indica (mango) is the source of this 1640-nucleotide messenger RNA. Its product is annotated as protein MAK16 homolog B-like. The record is from RefSeq and is a predicted model, not a curated record. Gene Ontology annotation, cellular component: preribosome, large subunit precursor; nucleolus. The coding region runs from base 305 to 1207 and encodes 300 amino acids. Lineage: Eukaryota; Viridiplantae; Streptophyta; Magnoliopsida; Sapindales; Anacardiaceae. Gene Ontology annotation, biological process: maturation of LSU-rRNA; maturation of 5.8S rRNA. The transcript is spliced from 9 exons.
CUAGGUGGGCUAUGGCACCCACUAAUCAAAACGACGCUGUUUCAUUGAUCGACUUCAAACGCCAGUGUCUCCUGCCCUAGAAAUACAAAAAAACUCCCGGUAAACUCCUAAAACCUGAGGAAAGAAAUUAGAUGGUGGCCACCGAAGCGGCAAAAUGCAGUUAAAACCGACUUCUAAUUUACAGAAACGCCUCUACUCUCUAAUUUGUAAUCCUUCGUUCACUUCUUGUGUGUAGUAAAUCUUUAUAAAUCUCGAAUCUAAACCCCUCUGUUAUUUAUAAACCCUAUAAAAAGAACAAGUAAAGAUGCAGCACGAUGAGGUUAUAUGGCAAGUUAUCAGGCACAAUCACUGCAGUUUCAUGGCCAAGAUCGAGACGGGGAAGUUCUGUAGAAACCCUUAUAAUGUAACUGGUAUUUGUAACCGAAGCUCUUGCCCUCUCGCUAACAGUCGAUACGCCACCAUUCGUGACCACGAUGGUGUAUUUUAUUUAUAUAUGAAAACUAUAGAAAGGGCUCACCAACCAAACCAAUUGUGGGAAAGAGUUAAGUUGCCAAGGAAUUACGAGAAGGCACUUGAAAUUAUUGACAAACAUCUGAUGUAUUGGCCCAAGUUUUUGGUACACAAAACAAAACAAAGGUUGACUAAAAUGACUCAGAUGCGGAUUCGCAUGAGAAAGCUUGCUUUGAAAACAAGGGAGAAGAUUAUGACAACACCUAGGAAGGAGAAGAAAAGGGAGGCUAGAAGGGAGGAAAAGGCUGAAAAAGCAGCUGUUUUAGAUAAGAGUAUUGAGAAAGAAUUGCUGGAGCGCCUGAAAAAGGGGGUUUAUGGUGACAUAUAUAAUUAUCCUGCUGACAAAUAUAAUGAGGUCCUUGAUAAGGAACAGCUGGCUGCUAGUGAUUUGGAAGAUGAUGAGGAGGAAGCUGAAAUAGAAUAUGUUGAAGGGUAUGACGAUCUUGAAGAGGAGGAGGAUAUGGAAGAUUUUAGUGGACUUGCAAUUAGUAAGUCCCAUACAGAUGAUGAUGAUGUUGGAGGGGAUGAUGAUUAUGAGGAAACAGUAGCAAUUGAUCGCAAAAGAGAAAGAAGAGAAUCCAACUUGUCUUUGAGAAAGCUAGAGAAAGAUGAACGUAGUGCCAAACUAAAGAAGAAAGCAAGGGUACUUGUUGAGGUUGAGCAUGAUGUGGAUGAGAGACAAAAAGCAGUCCACUGAGUGUAUUGCCUUCAUAAGGAGUGGCAGUGGCAAAUUUUACAGUCAUAAGAUAUAACUGCAGAGAUUGUUAGUGAGAGGGAGGGCAAUCGUUGUAUUGUCGAGUUGCGGUAUCUAGCAAAAUUUUGACCUGAUGUUUGAGAGAUACCUCCUUACCUCACCUUAUACUUGUCUGUUUCGUUUUUUUGUUUUUCCAGUGUUUGUAUUGGACCUGAUGAGUUUAGGAGCUGAAUUCUUUAUUGCUUAUAGCUAGUUCUUGCUUCGCUUUUUCCAUCAUCUUGUUGUUUCAUAAAAACGAAAGAAGAUAUGGAGUUUGUGGUGGCAUACCCUGGAUCACGGAAUGUAUUAUAAUUAGUGAUAUUUGUGUGUGAGAGGAAACUAUCAUUGACAAAUAUUUCCUUCCUGGUAGUUGAUUUAACAUUUGUCUUACCCGAAA